Messenger RNA from Arvicola amphibius (Eurasian water vole), 5133 nucleotides. It is a transcript of the gene Dhx34, whose product is annotated as DExH-box helicase 34. Gene Ontology annotation, molecular function: RNA binding; ATP binding. Gene Ontology annotation, biological process: nuclear-transcribed mRNA catabolic process, nonsense-mediated decay. Gene Ontology annotation, cellular component: intracellular anatomical structure. The transcript is spliced from 16 exons. The record is from RefSeq and is a predicted model, not a curated record. The coding region runs from base 1627 to 5058 and encodes 1143 amino acids. Lineage: Eukaryota; Metazoa; Chordata; Mammalia; Rodentia; Cricetidae.
AUAGAGCUUUUUUAUUCCAUAUGAUUCCAAGACUCAAACUCAGGUUCCAGACUUGUUGGCAAAUGCCUUUACCCACUGAGUCAUCUCACUGGUCUGAGAAAUCCUUUUAAGAAGGAAGAAUGAGCCGGGCAUGGUGGCUUUAACCGCAGCACUCGCGAGGCAGAGGCAGGCGAUCUCCGUGAGUUAGAGACCAACCUGGUCUACAAAGCUAGUUCCAGGACAGCCAGGGCUGCUUACAUCUCCAGGGCGAGUUCCAGGGCAAUUGCACAGACAGCCAUAUAGCUUCACUAUGAUAUUUUUUCCCACUGAGAGAAAACAAGAUCCCGACUUUAAACAAAAUGGCAUUUUGUGGGAUGGUGGUGUAACUCAGUAGUAGAACAUUUGCCUAGUAUGUGUGAGGCUUUGGAUCCCAUCUCAGCCCUGCAGGGAAAGAAAAGGCAUUUUCUUACCUAGGCAAGAAGUGGAGGGCUGACAGGAGCUAACCCUUGAACACUAGUGUUACCAGGUAUCGCCUGUCCCUCUUACAGUGGCCAUCGUGUGCGCCCAUUGUGUCUAUAUGUAGGUUAUUGUCUAAGGUACAUGUCUGGGAAAGACUGACGCCCUGAGCUACUCUGAAUGGGUUCAGGUAUAACCCAAAUUGUCUAGGUAGAACAGACUGAAAAAGGAGAGGUUCUUUCUCUUAGCAACCAAGUGUAAAUUCCAGAGCAGGGACCUGAAAGAGUCACAUGCCCAUUCUGACCAAUCACUGACUAAAGGGGGAGAAAGUACAAUGGCUGGCCAGGCCUUUGUGAUUUGCCCAACCCACCAGAGCCGUGUAGAUGUGAUGGGGCUGUUCUGUGAAGGAAGGUGAAAACUUACCAGACAAAAGAUGUCAUUGUGCCAGGCAGGCAAAACCAAUCCCUAGCACUAUAGACAUGUACUUUCAAUUUCAAAUUCAGUUUCAGUUCAAGAAAUUCAAUUUUGAAGGGCUUCAUUCAGUGUUGUGAAGCCCAACAGAUACCAGAUAAAAAGCCUGUUCCCUAUUUUCAUUAUUUCUGUUUUUCCUUCUUAGAAGAUUUCCUUAUUGAUUGACCAUGUGCCCUACAUGUAGUAGCAUUCAUAGCCUCUCCUUCUUAGUCCAGUGCUUUAAGAAUAGCAGGCUUUUAAUUGAUGUUCUUUUCUUUUUCUUAAUUUUUCAAGACAGGACUUCUAUGUAACAGUCCUGGCUAUCCUGGAACUAGCUCUGUAGACAAGGCUGGUGUAGGACUCACAAGAUCCAUCUGCCUCUGCCUCCCGAGUGCUAGGAUUAAAGGCGUGCGCCAUCACUGCCCAGCAUUUAGUUGAUGUUCUAAAAGUGAAUGGAUGUCUUCUCUUUUCUUCACUAAGCAUCUAGAACCUGGAAGUCCAAGAUGAAUCCUUGUCCCCUUCAGAGAUCAUUGCAGAAGUCAUAAGGUGCCUUGUGUGUCCCCAGCUCCUCCAGGCCCUUGGCUACCCACCCUUCCAUCCACUUUGCUCCCGUAAAGGGAGUUUACUUUUUGAGGAGAAGCAGUUCCUGCUUGCUGGAGAUGGAACAUGGGGUUUAGCUGAGACUACUUGGUCUAAGUGAGCAGAACAGAGUCUACUUGUGACAGCACUGUGAUAGGGACCAUGCCUCCUCCCAGGACAAGGGACGAGAGGGAUCACCGGGACCGACACCACCAUCGAGCUCCCAGGGAAGAAGCCCUGGAGAAAUGGGACUGGAACUGUCCCGAGACUCGCCGCCUCUUGGAAGACAUAUUCUUCUGUGAUGAGGAUUACAUCCGUCGUGGUUCUGAGGAAUGCCAGAAGUUCUGGUCUUUCUUUGAACGGCUGCAGAGAUUCCAGCACCUCAAGGCCUCCAGGAAGGAGGAGAAGGACCCUGGCCGUCCCACACAUGGCAUCCCUGCUCUAGCUGAUCUACCUCACACUUAUGACCCACGCUACCGCAUCAACCUCUCCAUCCUUGGCCCAGACACUCGGCGUUGUCAGGGGUCGGGCAGGUUGCUGCCCUCCGAGAGAGUAUCUGAGUUCCGUCGGGCACUGCUUCACUACCUGGACUUCGUGCAGAAGCAGGCUUUUGGGCGGCUUGCCAAACUGCAGCGUGAGCGGGCAGCUCUUCCCAUUGCCCAAUAUGGGAACCGCAUCCUGCAGACACUCAAGGAAAACCAGGUGGUGGUGGUGGCCGGUGACACGGGCUGUGGCAAAUCUACUCAGGUCCCCCAGUACUUACUAGCUGCUGGCUUCAGCCAUGUGGCAUGCACUCAGCCUCGGAGAAUUGCCUGCAUCUCACUGGCCAAGCGGGUUGGCUUCGAGAGCCUCAGUCAGUAUGGCUCCCAGGUUGGCUACCAGAUCCGCUUUGAAAGCACACGCUCGGCAGCCACCAAGAUCGUGUUCCUGACGGUGGGGCUGCUCCUACGCCAGAUCCAGCGGGAGCCCACCCUGCCCCAGUACCAGGUCCUGAUCGUGGACGAGGUCCAUGAGCGGCACCUGCACAAUGACUUCUUGCUGGGUGUCCUGCGUGGCCUGCUGCCCAGGCGGCGGGACCUCAAGGUCAUUCUCAUGUCGGCCACCAUCAACAUCUCUCUCUUCUCCAGCUACUUCAGCCAUGCUCCGGUGGUGCAGGUGCCUGGGAGACUCUUCCCCAUCACGGUAGUGUACCAGCCGCAGGAGGCAGAGCAGACAGCAUCCAAGUCAGAGAAGCUGGACCCACGGCCUUUCUUGAGAGUGCUGGAGGCCAUCGACAAUAAGUAUCCCCCUGAGGAGAGGGGGGACCUCCUUGUUUUCCUCAGCGGCAUGGCAGAGAUCAGCACAGUGCUGGAUGCUGCCCAGGCCUAUGCCAGCCUCACCCAGCGCUGGGUGGUGCUGCCUCUGCACAGUGCUCUCUCUGUGGCCGACCAGGACAAGGUGUUUGACGUGGCUCCAGCUGGAGUACGGAAGUGCAUCCUGUCUACCAACAUUGCUGAGACCUCGGUCACCAUCGACGGGAUCCGCUUUGUGGUGGAUUCUGGAAAGGUGAAGGAGAUGAGCUACGACCCUCAGGCCAAACUGCAGCGGCUGCAGGAAUUCUGGAUCAGCCAGGCCAGCGCUGAGCAGCGCAAGGGCCGAGCGGGCCGCACAGGCCCAGGUGUCUGCUACCGCCUCUAUGCCGAGUCUGACUACGAUGCCUUUGCUCCAUACCCAGUCCCGGAAAUUCGCAGGGUGGCUCUGGAUGCACUGGUGCUUCAGAUGAAGAGUAUGAGUGUGGGGGAUCCACGGACCUUCCCCUUCAUUGAGCCCCCUCCACCUGCCAGCCUGGAAACCGCUAUCCUGUAUCUCCGAGACCAGGGGGCGCUGGACAGCUCAGAGGCCCUCACCCCCAUUGGGUCUCUGUUGGCCCAGCUGCCUGUAGAUGUUGUGAUUGGGAAGAUGUUGAUCCUGGGUUCCAUGUUCAGCCUGGCAGAGCCUGUGCUGACCAUUGCUGCUGCCCUCAGUGUCCAGUCACCAUUCACCCGCAGUGCCCAGAGCAGCCUGGACUGUGCCACAGCCCGGCGGCCACUGGAGAGUGACCAGGGUGACCCCUUCACGCUCUUCAAUGUCUUCAACGCCUGGGUGCAGGUGAAGUCUGAGCGGAGUGGGAACUCCCGCAAGUGGUGCCGCCGCCGGGGUGUGGAGGAACAUCGGCUGUAUGAGAUGGCCAACCUGCGGCGCCAGUUCAAGGAGCUGUUGGAGGAUCAUGGGUUGCUAAGUGGGGCCAAGAUAGUGGCCCCAGGGGACAGCUACAGUCGGCUGCAGCAGCGCAGAGAGCGCCGGGCCCUGCACCAGCUGAAGCGGCAGCAUGAGGAGGGUGGAGGACGGAGGCGCAAGGUCCUGCGGCUGCAGGAAGAUGGCUGCUCCAGUGAUGAGGACAAUGAGGGCUCUGCUUCCCAGAGGCCUGACAGCGUUGACAUUCAGGAUGUAAAAUUCAAGCUUCGGCACAACCUGGAGCAGCUGCAGGCAGCAGCCAGCUCAGCCCAGGACCUGACACGCGACCAGCUGGCCUUACUCAAGCUGGUGCUGGGGCGGGGUCUCUACCCGCAGCUGGCUGUGCCCGAUGCAUUCAACAGUGGCCGCAAGGACUCGGACCAGAUUUUUCAUACCCAGGCCAAGCAGGGCACCGUGCUGCAUCCCACCUGUGUCUUCGCCAACAGCCCUGAGGUCUUGCACACACAGGGGCAGGAGACCUCAGGCCGUGAAGGGAGUGAAGAUGGCAAGGACCAAAUGAACUGCAAGCACCAACUCCUGGCCUUCGUCUCCCUGCUGGAGACCAACAAACCAUACCUUGUGAAUUGCGUCCGCAUCCCCGCCCUCCAGUCCCUCCUGCUGUUCAGCCGGUCCGUUGACACCAAUGGUGACUGUACCCGCCUGGUGGCUGACGGUUGGUUGGAGCUGCAGCUCACAGAUAGUGAGAGUGCCGUCCGGCUCCUAGCAACAUCCCUGCGGCUCCGCGCCCACUGGGAAAGUGCCUUGGACCGGCAACUGGCCCACCAGGCCCAGCGACAGAGGCUGGAGCAGGAGGACGAGGUGGAGUCACCAGCGGUCAGUCCCAAGGAGGUAGCUGCUCUGAGCCGGGAGCUGCUGCAGUUCAUGGCAACCAAGGUCCCCUACAGCCUCCGACGGCUCACUGGCCUAGAAGCCCAGAACCUCUAUGUGGGACCCCAAACCAUCACAGCCGCCCCUAAUCUGCCUGGUCUCUUUGGAAACUCUACCCUGUCCCCCCAUCCCACCAAGGGGGGCUAUGCUGUCUCUGAUUUUCUCACCUAUAACUGCCUCACGAGUGACACCGACCUGUACAGUGACUGUCUGCGCUCCUUCUGGACCUGCCCGCACUGCGGCCUGCACAUGCCGUUCACACCCCUGGAGCGUAUGGCUCAUGAGAACACCUGCCCCGAGGCCCCGAAGGAUGAUCCAGGCUCUGAGGAGGCUGCUCCUGCCCCACCGCAGAAGACCUCAGCCCUGCAGAGGCCCUACCACUGCCAGGUGUGCGGGGAGGACUUCCUCUUCACUCCCACUGAGGUGCUGAGACACCGAAGGCAGCAUGUGUGAUCCAGAGCUCCAGGGAGCACCCCAGGUGGGGGACAGUGGGGUGUCUGUGUGAAUAAAGCUGACUUUGCAUUUGAA